AUGACUAUCCGUUUAUACAAAGCCUAUACUCCAGGUACACGAAAUCGUUCUGUAUUAGGUUUUAAAGAACUAGUUAAAACUAAUCCACAAAAAAAACUGACUUUUUGGCAACAUAAUAAACAAGGUCGUAAUAAUCGAGGAGUUAUUACUAGCCGAUUUCGAGGAGGAGGUCACAAACGUUUAUAUCGUCAAAUUGAUUUUCGACGAAAUAAAAAAAAUAUAUCUGGAAAAAUUACAACCAUCGAAUACGAUCCUAAUCGAACUGCAAACAUAUGUCUUGUACAUUAUGAAGAUGGAGAAAAAAGAUAUAUUUUACAUCCUCGAGGAUUAAAAGUUGGAGAUACAAUUAUUUCUAGUAAUGAAGCUCCUAUAUUAAUAGGAAAUGCUUUACCUUUGACCAAUAUGCCUUUAGGCACUGCAAUACAUAAUAUAGAAAUAACACCAGGGAAAGGCGGACAGCUAGUAAAAAGUGCAGGAGCUGUAGCUAAACUUAUUGCAAAAGAAGGCCAAUUAGCUACAUUACGGUUACCUUCGGGUGAAGUUCGUUUAGUAUCCCAAAAUUCUUUAGCUACAAUUGGACAAAUUGGAAAUGUUGAUGCUAAUAAUAAAACAAUAGGUAAAGCCGGAGCAAAGCGAUGGUUAGGAAAACGUCCUAGAGUAAGAGGUGUAGUUAUGAACCCUAUUGAUCACCCUCAUGGAGGUGGUGAAGGUCGAGCCCCUAUUGGAAGAGAAAAACCAUUAACUCCUUGGGGUCGUACUGCACUUGGAAAACGAACCCGCAAAAUAAAAAAAUAUAGUAAUCCUUUAAUUUUACGUCGACGUAAAAAUGGAUAA
Physcomitrium patens is the source of this 834-nucleotide messenger RNA. Lineage: Eukaryota; Viridiplantae; Streptophyta; Bryopsida; Funariales; Funariaceae. The record is from the annotation of a RefSeq genome assembly.